AUGAAUACCAUCAGUUCGCUCGCGGCGAUAUGCGUCUUCGCGCAAGUUGGCUCUGCCGGCCUCACCCCGUCCACUGCCUUGCUGAGGACCCGGCAGACUGGCUUGCUCGACUGUCUGGGCAACAAAUCGGUCCCGCUAGCAGUUUCCACGAGUGCGAACUGGACUGAAUUCGUCACCAGCUACAAUAUUCGUCUCCAAUUUGACCCCGCGGUUAUUAUCAUUCCCGAGACGAAUCAGCAAGUGUCCGACGCGGUCGCCUGUGCUUCUCAAAAUGGCAUAAAGGUCCAAGCCAAGUCAGGUGGCCACUCAUAUGCCUCGACAAGCUCGGGUGGAAAGGAUGGGUCUAUGGUAGUUGAUCUGCAGCGCUUCCACAACGUUACUGUCGUCGACACCAGUGGAAUCGCGUCUGUGGGUGCUGGAGCAAGGCUGGGUAAUAUGGCUCUGACUUUGAAUGAGAAGGGUCGAGCCCUAGCACAUGGCACCUGUGCUGGAGUUGGCGUAGGCGGCCACUUCAGUCUGGGAGGGUAUGGGUAUACCUCUCGAGCCUGGGGUAUGGCCUUGGACCAGAUUGUGGGACUGGAUGUUGUAAAGGCGGAUGGUGAGAUCGUCCAUGCUUCGGCAGAGGAGAACCCUGAUUUAUACUUUGUGAUGCGAGGGGCUGCUCCGUCUUUUGGCAUCGCGACAACCCUGUACCUUCAGACCCAGCCAGCUCCCGCCGUGACGACCUAUUUCGGCUUCUCAUUCCCCGGCGCCGCCCCAGCAACCAGCAUUGAUACCGCCGUGUCAUCCUUCAUACAUCUCCAGACCCUGGCCCAGAACGCCUCGGUGACAACACGCAACCUCAGUUUCGGAAUUACCCUCGGUGCGAACGGCUUCCAGGUCCGCGGUGUGUACCUCGGAUCACCAAGCGACUUCAACAACACCAUAUCACCCGAGCUUUUGCGCGGUUUGCCCCAGCCCUCGUCGCCAGUGACUGUGCAGGAACUCGACUGGCGAGCCAACUUAGAGAACCUGAAUGGAGGAGGUUUGGUCGUGUCUACCGCUGAGCCGUACACGGCGCGAGGCAACUUUUUUGCCAAGAGCGUAGCCGUCCCGGAGCCGGGGUUCUCUGCCGCGGCACUGAGGAGUUACAUGAGCUACAUCGCGACCCAGGGCGCGAACCCGCCAACACCCGUGUCAUGGUUUGCCAUUGUUAACCUGGACGGUGGAGCAGACAGCCAGAUUAACACGCGGGGCCCCGAGUUCUCCGCGUAUGGGCAUCGUAACCUUAUGUGGACGGUGCAGAACUAUGGAUUCGUUGGGGCCGACGACGCGUUUCCUCAGACGGGAAUCGAGUUCAUGAACGGGCUCAAUGGGGCCAUUACGGAUGUCUUGGAUGACGAGGGGGUCCAGUACGGCGCGUAUAUAAACUAUGCCGAUCCCACUCUUGGUGCUGAUGAGGCGAAUCGGCUAUACUAUGGCGAUGAGUUGGUGUCGAGGCUAAAGGAGCUCAAGGCGACUUUGGACCCGAGCAAUGUUUUCGCCCAUCCACAAUCAAUUAUCUCGAGUGGUUGA
This is a messenger RNA of Diaporthe batatas, 1554 nucleotides long. RefSeq lists its product as uncharacterized. The record is from RefSeq and is a predicted model, not a curated record. Gene Ontology annotation, molecular function: FAD binding; oxidoreductase activity. The transcript is spliced from 2 exons. Bases 1 to 1554 code for a protein of 517 amino acids. Lineage: Eukaryota; Fungi; Ascomycota; Sordariomycetes; Diaporthales; Diaporthaceae.